CUAUGUUCGGAGCCCUCCGCGUGCACGCGGAAAUUAAGGCGAAUAAUGGUCCAUAGUUUUCUGUACACAGUUGUCUUCCUUUACGCAUCUGUCAUUGGCGCCGCGGCUAAACGAAGAAAUGUGAUUAACGAUGGGUCUAUAAGCACUUUGAUUCUGACUUUGCAUGAUGAUGGACGAGUUGACAAAACAUAUGUUCCCUCCAAAUCAACGACGGCUGAAGAACAGCUGGUUAAGCUACGUCAUGGACGACGACAGUUCAGUGACGGGGAGAUCAGGAGGCAGGUGGAAAAGAUGUUACUGUGGACGGACCCGUCAGUAGAAGGAACCCUGCCGCUGUCUCUUUCCGACGACCAUGUUAACACCCUGGCAGGUAUACCCAUCGUCUAUCCGAAUAACAAAGGCGGUAAACCAAAGGCACGCCAUCGUGUCAAGAGACAGACCGGAAAAUAUGAAAUCGAGCUUAUCCUCUUUCUGGACUACCCGUUGUUCCUCUACUGGCUAAAUCGAAACAAUAACAACGUGGUCCAAACACGGCAGGAAAUGGUGGACUACUACUCCAACAUCGUGAACGCUGCUAACCGGCGUUUCGACACAGCAACUAGAGCCGGUUUCACGAUUGACCUGGUUUUGAACGCGUUCGUCAUAGCCGAGAGUCCAACGACAACGCCGUGGACGCAGAACCACAACGUGAGCGGCGUGAUUCACGCUGACACCGCCCUCAAUUCUUUCGCUAGGUUCAUCGCCGCCCAGAGUGGAUCUAUUGGCGGCAUCCCCUUCGACCACGCUGCUACCAUUUCUGGGUUCAACCUGGUGAGGAACGGGAACACCACUGUCGCAGGGGUAGCGAAACAGGACUCCACGUGUUCCUCCCAGGCCACAUCUAUCACUCAGGGCGUCAAGAGUCAGGCCACCGCCGCCAUCUUGGCUCACGAAAUUGGACAUAGUAUCGGCGCCGUUCACGAUGGUAGUGGUAACAGCUGCGCAGCCAGUGACGGCUUUGUCAUGGCCCCCAGUGUCGGACCAGUGACGUCAGAUCGUGCAUCAAAUCCAUGGACGUUCUCAACGUGUUCCGUGACUUCAUUUAUGUCGCUUUUGGCUACACCACCGCUAACGUGCACGCUGUCCAGACAGGGGACGCCACUCGAUCUAACUCCCUAUCUGAGCAUGGAAUUCGGUCAGAAGUAUCCGGCCGACACGCAAUGCCAAAUACUCUUUGGUACAGGAGGCAAGCUUUGUCGGAAUUUCUACUUCUCGUCCCCACUGGUUUGGGAUGACAUCUGUAUUGAUAUGCGAUGUUUCAAUCCCGCCAACGGACUCUGCUUCCAGACGUUUGCUCACGACGGAACGCAGUGUGGCAGUCAGAAAUGGUGUCAGUCAGGAAAAUGUGUGUUCAACUCUGCGGCGCCCACAACACCAGAUAAUUGUUACGCCGGAGACGACCCAGACGUGUCGUGUGUUUCCGCCACUUGCGGCUCGGAGUUCGUGUCGAGGGUGAUGUGUUGUCAGACGUGUCUCUCGUCUCUUCCGGCCGUCCGCCUGCUCGGCGAUUCCACGGGGUCGACGUCGGACACGCAGCCCACGACGCCCGCCACUGCGGGGACACCGGCCACCAACGUCGUCAACACGGACACGGCAGCGACGGUGACUGUGGAUCAAAGUGGCGCCACAUCGGCAGCCACCGCGGUAGACCUGUCUGCAGCCACAGCGACACAGCAGGCCGUUACCUCACCAGUUACGUUACCGGCGUCACCGGAUACGUUACCGACGUCACCAGUUACGUUACCGACAUCACCGGUACCGGUAACGACACUGAUAACUUCUCCGGUAACAUCACCGGUGACGUCACCAACUUCGCUGGCAGAAACGUCAUCAGUUGCUUUGACGACAGAACCACCCUCCUCCUCAAUGGCAGGGUCCAGUGUGUCAGGAAUUGAAUUCACAAUUUCAACGACGUCAGAGGUGUCGACUUCCACAGUGGUGCAAUCCUCUACAAUGGCACACUCCACGGUGUCAGUCAUAGAGGUUACAGCUACGACCACGUCAGAGGUUCCGACUUCUACAAGCGUAUCCACGACGUCAGAGGUUCCGACUUCUACAAGCGUAUCCACGACGUCAGAGGUUCCGACUUCUACAAGCGUAUCCACGACGUCAGAGGUACCGUCCACUACAGAAGCAGCGACAUCUACAAUGCUAGGGUCUACUGCGUCACUCAUUGAAGUGACAAUUUCAGUGACGUCAGAGGCACCGUCUACAACAGAAGUACCGACAUCAACAGUGUUAGGAUCUACUGCGUCACUCAUUGAAGUGACAAUUCCAGUGACGUCAGAGGCACCGUCUACGUCAGAGAUACCGUCAACCACAGAAGUACCGACCUCAACAAUGUUAGGAUCUACUGCAUCACUCAUCGAAGUGACAAUUCCAGUGACGUCAGAGACACCGUCAACAACAGAAGUACCAACCUCAACGAUGUUAGGAUCUACUGCGUCACUCAUUGAAGUGACAAUUCCAGUGACGUCAGAGGUACCGUCAACAAUAGAAAUUCCAGUGACGUCAGAGGUACCGUCAACAACAGAAGUACCAACCUCAACGAUGUUAGGAUCUACUGCGUCACUCAUUGAAGUGACAAUUCCAGUGACGUCAGAGGUACCGUCAACAACAGAAAUUCCAGUGACGUCAGAGGUACCGUCAACAACAGAAGUACCAACCUCAACAAUGUUAGGAUCUACUGCGUCACUCAUUGAAGUGACAAUUCCAGUGACGUCAGAGGUACCGUCAACAAUAGAAAUUCCAGUGACGUCAGAGGUACCGUCAACAACAGAAGUACCAACCUCAACGAUGUUAGGAUCUACUGCGUCACUCAUUGAAGUGACAAUUCCAGUGACGUCAGAGGUACCGUCAACAACAGAAGUACCGACCUCAACAAUGUUAGGAUCUACUGCGUCACUCACUGAUGUCACAGUUCCAGUGACGUCAGAGGCACCGUCAACAACAGAAUUACCGACCUCAACAGUGUUAGGAUCUACUGCGUCACUCAUUGACGUAACAGUUCCAGUGACGUCAGAGGCACCGUCCACGUCACAGGUACCGUCAACAACACUUAUUGCAGAGACGUCAGCACCAACAGUGACGACAGCUUCGUUACUUGAAAUUUUGAUGAGCACAACGCAGAUUUCUUCUACCAAUCAACCAACGCCUUUUACCGGAACGACAGGAUCAGUUUUACAAACCACAACCUAACCUUCAGUUUCAUUUUGAUUAUAAUGACGUAAUUAUGAUGUAAUAAUUUCAUAAUAAUGAAGUAAUGGCAUUAAAUAAAUUGGAAAAAAAACAAAGAAGUAAAAUGAGAAAUAUAUUUCAUAAGAAAGAAAUAGGCCAUCAUAAUAAAAAUAGAUUAAUAUAUAAAUAGAUAUAAGAUCACCAAUGAAAGAUAUUGUUUUAAGGAAUAGACAGGUUAUCGGCUGACAACCACAUGUCAUUUCGUUUGUUUCCGCCAUAAUGGAUUGUUUACAUAUUUCACAAAUAUCUCCAGUUAUUACUCUAAGUGCUUUAUUAUGAGAUGUUGUUACUAUGCAUUAUUUUGUUACUAUUAUAUUUUGCAGUCAAAUUGUGCCCUGGGCAUAUAUGUUAUAAUGUUAUGCAAUGAAUAUUGUGUUGUUAAUGACUACAUACACAGGCACACACACAGACACACACAUACACACACACACACACACAAAUGUACACACAAACACACAGCCAUACACGCGCGCACACACACACACACACACACACACACGAGAUAUGAUAAUCGGAUAAAAAUGUUGUUUUUGUUAUGGAUAUUAUUGUUAAUACGUCUGUUGAUGAUAUGUAUAUUUUGCAGUCAAACGGUGCCUUGGGCAUUUUUUGUUAUUUUUUGCUAUACAGAUGUUUCGUUGAUUUACAAUAUGUGUGUAUAUGUUGCAGUCAAACAGUGCCUUUGGGCGUAUAUUUUCUUUGCAAUAAAGGCUUAGUUAAAAAUGCA
This is a messenger RNA of Gigantopelta aegis, 4000 nucleotides long. RefSeq names its product mucin-2-like. The record is from RefSeq and is a predicted model, not a curated record. The transcript has 14 exons. Gene Ontology annotation, biological process: proteolysis. The coding region runs from base 46 to 3237 and encodes 1063 amino acids. Gene Ontology annotation, molecular function: metalloendopeptidase activity. NCBI's taxonomy places the organism in Eukaryota, Metazoa, Mollusca, Gastropoda, Neomphalida, Peltospiridae.